CACUUCAAAUAAAACGGAGUCCUGGAUUCCAGUGGAAUUCCAGAUGGCUCCAAUAGAAGUGCUUGUGGAUCUGGCGGAAGAUCAGGCGAAGAUCUCCACUUUUGCCGUGCUGGACCUGGAGACGACCAACCUGCCUGCCUACAGCAAUAAUCGGGUGGGCAUCACGGAGCUGUGCAUCUACGCCUUUGAAGCAGCUCUUCUCAAGAAAAAGGUGGCCCAGGAUGGAGGGCAGGACCAGGAGAAGGAUCAGGAGCCGGAGGUGCCAGCGGCACCGCGUGUACUGCACAAGUUGAACCUGCUUUUCCAACCGUCCAUGAUGGUGCAUCCGGAGGCUGAGAGAACCACAGGUCUGAGCAACUACCUCCUGGAGCGGGAGUCCAAGCUGGACGAGGAUGCCGCCCAACUCAUCAUCAGCUUCCUGAAACACCUGCCAUCGCCGGUUUGCCUGGUGGCUCACAAUGGCUGGGGAUUCGAUUUUCCCAUUUUGAGGCAGGCCUUUGAAAAACUCAACAUGGAGCUUCCCCAGUCCAUGACUUGUGUGGAUUCACUACGUGCAUUCCUGGAGAUCGACGACAAGCUCAAAAAAGAAGCAACUAUUUCGGAACCGGAAACCAUUAAAGAAACUGAAUCUGACUUCAAGGAGCCAGAACCUGCAAAAGAGAUUGACUGGCGAGCUAGGAACGAAACGACUCCAAAACGUCCCAUUCUGACGCCUGAUGAAGCUUCUCUAAAGCGCAAGAAACUAAGCAAUAAUGAGGAGGAGGAUGACCAGGAGGAUCAGGCUCCUGCCAAGCGGAAACCCCAAGAGUUCCGAUCACGACGCCAGCUAUUCAGCGGUUUGAUGUGUGCCGAGAACAAGCGCUUUCCGCCCAAAGGAGUUUACCAACUGGGAAGUCUUUACACUAGUAAGUUCCAGCGACCAGCUAGUAAUGCCCACCAGGCAGAGGCCGAUGUCGCCAUGCUCACGAAACUCAUCCAGCACUACGGCAUGGACUUCCUGGCCUUUGCGGAGGAGCAGGCCAUUCCAUUCCACCAAGUAGCUCCACUUGGCUCUCCUGUCCCGAGAAGAAAGCGCGCAAUUUAAACUAUACCUUUUGCAUGACCUUAAUUUUACUAUGUGAUGCAUUUUAUAUUU
Drosophila takahashii is the source of this 1135-nucleotide messenger RNA. RefSeq lists its product as uncharacterized. Gene Ontology annotation, molecular function: nucleic acid binding; 3'-5'-DNA exonuclease activity. The record is from RefSeq and is a predicted model, not a curated record. Gene Ontology annotation, biological process: DNA catabolic process. Gene Ontology annotation, cellular component: cytoplasm. Lineage: Eukaryota; Metazoa; Arthropoda; Insecta; Diptera; Drosophilidae.